Messenger RNA from Acipenser ruthenus (sterlet), 625 nucleotides. RefSeq names its product synaptonemal complex protein 2-like. Bases 77 to 625 code for a protein of 182 amino acids. NCBI's taxonomy places the organism in Eukaryota, Metazoa, Chordata, Actinopteri, Acipenseriformes, Acipenseridae. The transcript is spliced from 7 exons. The record is from RefSeq and is a predicted model, not a curated record.
ACAUCGAACAGGAGAGCUGAUUGCUAAUUCCGGUGUACAUAUAACUAUCCAGCAGGAGGCUGUGAGAAAACUCAACAUGAUUCUGGAUGAAAUCCCAAAAGAAGACAAAACACAAAUCUUAUCAUCUGGGAAGGUUUUAUGUGUCAUGAGUGGGUUGGGGAAAAGAAUAUUGAUUGGUGGAGAUUAUGACUUGCAAGUUGCUAUAACUGAAGCUCUGUGCAGAAUGACUACAGGGAAGCAGAGGCAGGAGCUGGCAGACCAGUGGUUUACGAUGGAGUUUGUUGCAAAUGCCUUUAAAGGGAUUAAAGACUCUGAAUUUGAAACGGAUUGCCGAAAAUUCCUUAACCUGGUGAAUGGCAUGCUGGGGGAUAGAAGAAGCGUUUACACUUAUCCAUGUCUCAAAGUGUUUCUUGAUGAACAUGAGCUGCUAAUGCCUGCUGAUGACAAACUGCAGGACUUCUGGAUUGAUUUCAAUGUAGGCAGCCAGAGUAUAACGUUUUAUAUUUCUCCUGAUGACAAUGAAGAGGUAAGUGUCACAGCAAGUCCCAGAGGUGUAUGUGGAGCUCAUUAUGUUCAAAAGCAGUAUGUAACUGGUAAUGGAUUUGCUACUUUAAAUAUAAUUUAA